AUGGAUUGGAUUCAUUGUUUAAAAGAAAGUACCUGUUUAGUAUGCCGCAUGCCAUGUUCUAUUAUGAAACUCGUCCCAGACAUGAAACAAGAGAUACAAGACUAUUUCACAGACCCAGAAGAGAUAAUUAAGAAAACGUGCGAAGUGUUACAAUUCCAGAGGCAGCACCGAAGGAGAUUGAUAUCGUAUCUUUUGCAGUCGACAAAGAAAUUUUAUACAGCUCGGAACGAGUUGAAGCGAAUGACUGAUUUGUGUCAACAACAACACAAACAGCUGAAGGAGUAUCAGAAAAUUAUAAAGAAUUUGGAAGCACAACUCGCGAACCAGUCAAAGCAUACAUCCCCGUUUAACAUCCCAAUAUCGCCGGGCAGUAACAUAUCUCCAAGCUUCAUUCAAAGCAGCGUUGCGAGUAAGAGACCAGCUAAGAGCACUCCAUACACGCCAUAUCAGUCGAACCUCGUGACCCCAACGCGGUUAAGUAAACAGCGAUCAGCCAAUUUCAGCGCUCAUAGUCAGCGUUCAAAUACGUCCAACAAGAUAUCUUCAACGGUGUUCACUCCGCCCACUCCAGAAUCGGCCGGAUCUCGUCUCAGUCAGCGCAGUAAUGAAUCUGGUUAUUUGUCUAACAGUCCUUGGGUACUGUCCCAAAAUAACUGGUACUUCAACCACAGCAAGAAGCAAUAGGAACAAUA
Manduca sexta (tobacco hornworm) is the source of this 692-nucleotide messenger RNA. Its product is annotated as probable E3 SUMO-protein ligase RNF212. The transcript is spliced from 8 exons. Gene Ontology annotation, cellular component: synaptonemal complex. Gene Ontology annotation, molecular function: SUMO transferase activity. Bases 1 to 684 code for a protein of 227 amino acids. The record is from RefSeq and is a predicted model, not a curated record. Gene Ontology annotation, biological process: protein sumoylation; homologous chromosome pairing at meiosis; reciprocal meiotic recombination. NCBI's taxonomy places the organism in Eukaryota, Metazoa, Arthropoda, Insecta, Lepidoptera, Sphingidae.